UCUACAGCAUCAAUAUUUCUUUCUAGCUAGUGAUUGAUUUGCUUGAUUCAUACUUCAUCCUCUUUAAAGAUACGAUCAAAUUUUAGCUCUUAGUAUCCAGAAACAACACACAUAGCUAAUUUAAUAGCCAUGGGUUCAUUGGGUUCAUUGGUUUCUUGUGAUCAAGAAGAAAUGUUAGUGCAAAAUGUUUGUGAGAUCUAUGACAGCCUAUCAACCUUACAAAGCCUCAAACCUUCAAAAGAUGUUGACACUCUUUUCACUCGACUAGUCCUAACUUGUAUGCCACCAUCUCCAAUUGAUGUGACCAAAUUACCAGGAAAAGUUCAAGGAAUCCGUUCCAAACUCAUUCGUCUCUGUGGAGAAGCCGAAGGUCUCUUAGAAUCUCACUUCUCAGCCCUGUUGGGUUCUUACGAUAUCCCACUUGAUCAUAUUGGUAUGUUUCCGUACUACACCAAUUACAUCAAACUUGGCCGUCUUGAAUAUACUAUAAUGAGCAAUUAUAUCACAAAUGCAAACCCAGGUGACAUCGCUUUCAUCGGAUCCGGACCCCUGCCUCUCACGUCGAUAGUAUUGGCUUCAAACCACCUGAAAACCACUAUGUUUCACAAUUAUGAUAUCGACCGAUCAGCCAAUGCUCUGGCUUCUAACUUGGUAGCUGCAGAUCCUGACUUGUCCGAGCGAAUGUUAUUUCAUGAUACUGAUAUUAUGGAUGUUACUACUGGUUUAAGCGACUAUGAAGUUGUCUUCUUGGCUGCUUUAGUUGGUUUGAACAAAGAAGAUAAACGCAAAGUGAUUGAUCAUCUAGCUAAGCACAUGGCACCAGGGUCCUUAUUAAUGUUGAGGAGUGCUCACGGUGCUCGUGGUUUUCUGUAUCCAAUUGUUGAGCCUAGUGAUCUUCCAGGUUUCGAGGUUCUUGCUGUUUUCCAUCCGAUGGACGAUGUGAUAAAUUCGGUCAUUGUUGCACGUAAAAGCAAGGAUAAGUACCAGUACUAGUUCAUGGAGUUAUUUGUUGUUUUUUUCAUCCGAUGGACGACGUCAUAAACUCGGUGAUUGUCGCACUAAGAGUAAGUACCAGUACUAGGUCAUGGAGUUAUUUGGUUUGUUUUUCUUCAACAUGUGAAAGUGAAAAAUGUUCACUUCAAUAAAAAUUCCUAUUAUGGAUGUUGUGAGUGUGUGAGGUGUAAGUCCCAUUUUAGAUCAAUAAAAUUAUGUUUGAUA
Messenger RNA from Papaver somniferum (opium poppy), 1218 nucleotides. Its product is annotated as nicotianamine synthase-like. Gene Ontology annotation, molecular function: nicotianamine synthase activity. Gene Ontology annotation, biological process: nicotianamine biosynthetic process. The transcript has a single exon. The coding region runs from base 130 to 993 and encodes 287 amino acids. The record is from RefSeq and is a predicted model, not a curated record. NCBI's taxonomy places the organism in Eukaryota, Viridiplantae, Streptophyta, Magnoliopsida, Ranunculales, Papaveraceae.